Molecule: messenger RNA, 3818 nt
Organism: Oncorhynchus gorbuscha (pink salmon)
Lineage: Eukaryota; Metazoa; Chordata; Actinopteri; Salmoniformes; Salmonidae
Product: zinc finger protein 606-like
Exons: 7
Coding region: 1526-3358 (610 amino acids)
Biological process (GO): regulation of transcription by RNA polymerase II
Molecular function (GO): DNA-binding transcription factor activity; RNA polymerase II cis-regulatory region sequence-specific DNA binding
Source: RefSeq, a predicted model, not a curated record
CCGAACAAUGAAGUCCCUGAUAGUCCCUGCCCUGCAGUGAGAAGAGAUGAUCAGAGAAAAUAUUUUGGCAAACAGGAUCAGACAUGAGGACAUUCCAAUGUUACUUAAUGGCUCCCUCGAUGUGAUGUCAUUAAAAGGAUAAUAUGUAGUGGUAAAGAUGCAUUUAAAAAAAUCUCUUUUAUCCCUUCUGGUUGAGGUCUCAUCAAGGAUAUGUACUCUACUGAGAGCAUCAUCAAGCCAUUCUUUAGGGUAUGGACAGGCCUCAAGCUGUCUACAUUGUCAUAGCCUAAUUUUCAACAUAUGUUUUAAUAGUACGAAUGCACUUCAGUCUCAGAAAUUGUGUGAACGGUAAUCCCUUCAGAAAUGAGGGAUGCGCACUAGAGGCAUGUAGAAAAAGAGCACAGAAGGGCUAUCAUUUCUAGUAUGUUAAUUACCCACACACAUUAACUUGUCAUUUAAAACAGGCUUGUGUAAGUACCUGUUUUUAGAGAGACAGUAUCUUGGCUAGAACAAGGACAGUUUAAUAUUUACCUUACUGAUGUGAUGUUGAUGGAAUAAAAAUAUUGUAUUAUUUUCUACUCUAUUCUUGCUAACACUUAUUUUUAAACAAAUCUGCUGUCAGCUUGAAAGAUACUGAUCAUAGGAGAUUUGAUGUGUAAUGUAAUACUAUAAGUAGUACUAUAUUUUAUAAAAAAAACAUUGUGCAUACCUUUUUAAUUUAACCACACCCUUUGAGCUAUGACACGAACCAAUAAGAUCUGCUCUCUUAAGUAAAACAGAGACUAAGGGAUUAAUAAUAACAGUGGUAAAAAUAAAUAAAAAGAUACAUGGUAAGGGUUGUGGAAAAGGAAGGGAAAGACACCUGUCAGGAUCCAGGAAAAGGUGGAGGCAGGGAGGUCCUCAGGUCCAGAGAGAAGGGAUGAAGAUGUAAUCACAAGGCUGAGACUCAUCAGGCUCAACAGCACUUUGAAAUUAGUCGGGAAACAUCCAACUGGGAAGUUAGUUCACAGGCAGAGGGAGAUGGAGAGAGUAGAACACGUUCUAUUUCAAUGCCAGCGAUAUGAGAGGGAAAUGGACAGUUUGUUAUUAGUAUUAAGGAAUAAUGGUAUUGAGGAGUCAAGUUUAAUUGAAUUUAAGAAAACCUUAAGGUGAUUAUUGUAUUAAAUUAUAUCUUCCGUUUCCUUAGGGAGAAGGGUUUAAUUGGGUGGGGUUAAACUUCAGACCUUCCCUGUCUCUGGUCAACACUCCAGUCGGUGGCGGAGAUGCAUCUGUAAAGUUGGUUGUCAACCGACAUUUAAAGACCACUGAAGAAGAAGCGUAAACGGAAGUGAACAGGAAAAAUGUACACGUUAGCGGUUUUUGUUGUUAUUUAGACGUUUAUUAACACCCUGGAACUCAAUAUGCCCCAUUGAACUCCACGGCAUCACCCACUUACCCCAUAUAGUGUUUAAUUCGCGUUUGAGACAGGACUUGGUUGACAGAUGUUAUCUAGGUAACGCGGACGUUAACUAGCUAGCUGCUAACAAUGGCUAACUGUAUUGCUGUUCACACUCAAAUAGCCUCCAUCAUGGAGGUGCUAGCGAAUGCAGCCGUGGCAGAGGUCUGUAAACUCGUAGACGACGACUAUGCAGUGUUUCGUUUGGAAAUAACUCAAAGCCAGAAAGAAAACAGGACAUUGAGGAGGAAACUACAGCUACUGGAACUUAAGGUGUCACGUGACCGCGUCCUCACGAGUCGUCCCAAGAUCCUCGACCGAUACAGAGGAAUGGCAAGAGAUCUCACUGGAGGCCACAGGAGCUUUGUGAAGCAAGUGGGACACAAUACAUGGAGCGAUGACCAACCAAUCACUGUUGAUGAGGGGAGUGGAACCUCAACCCAGCACGUUAUCGUGAUAGAGUCUGCAGAUGCAGAGGCUGCAGGUCCUGGGGUCAAGCAGGAGAGGUCUGAAGGAGAGGAGGACCCAAGGCACAGCAGAGACAUCCAGACUGGUGCGGCUGGAAAGCACCUUGUAGCCACCGAGGACCUCGCCACCACUGCCUCACCCCAGGCCUGGACCCAACGCAGCAUCACAGAGGAGGAGGAAGUGCUUCUGGUGAAGGAGGAGGGUCUGGGGAACCCUGAGAGGACCAUGGUCAUGGAGGACAACCAGACUACACCUCCUCCUGAACCCACAGAGGAACCAGCUGAGCAGCACAGGACCACACAUAGUCUCACUGAGUCAGUAGACAUGGAGGAUGGGAAGCCUGAUCUGCUGUUGGUCAAAGAGGAGACAAUAGAAGAUGGACCAGAGAACAUUGACCUGCUGAGUGGACUAAAGAUGGGGGAGCAAGGUGGAUGGCUGGAGACUAACAGAGCAGACUGGGUGGCCAUCUUGGAUUCCCAGACCGGUGCAGCCAAGGGCCCAGUGAACAUCCCCGAGCAGGCCUGGACCAGAGGUGACAUAGUGGAGGUCAGGGGAUGGGACAGCAUCCUCAACUCUGGGCUGGGGAACAACGCUGUUAACCAGAAACAGAUAGUCGAACACACAACGACAUCCGAACUUAGUCUCCAUGACAACAGACUGGCUGAGACCAGGGCGAGGCAUAGAUUUGGUCUGCGGGGACAGGAAAGUGAACAUAUGCGGAGGGAGAGUACAGACUUCGCUUACGAUGCUCCGUCCUGCUCCUAUAAUUGUGAUUCAGAAAGACUGACGGCGCCUCAGGUUAACCCCCUAACAGGUGCUGCCUUCAGCCUGUCUUCUAUAGGAUCUGUCAACUGUAACAUGGACCCUGCGAUAACACAGACACUCCCUGGCCUUCGUCCUCCUCACAGUCUCCUAAUGUUAAACCAGACCUCAGACAACGCCAGUGCCUCAACACUAAAUGGCUACACAAGCCCAUUGACAAAUGACAGUAGUAGAGAUGGAAUCAGUAAAGGUGGCAGCGCCAAAGAGAAGCGCUUCCUGUGUUCAUUCUGUGGAAAAGCCUUCAGUUUUCCCCAACAGGUAGAGAUCCACCAGAGGGUUCACACGGGGGAGAAACAAUUUGGCUGCCACCUGUGUCGGGCGAGUUUCUCUCACUCCUUCAGCCUGAAGAGGCACCUGAGAGUCCACACAGGGGUGAAACCCUUCAGCUGUACCCAGUGUCACAUGCGCUUCGCCCAGGCUGGUCACCUGAAGAGGCACCAGAGGGUCCACACAGGGGAGAAACCCUACAGCUGCACGCAGUGUGAGAAGAGGUUCUCCCGCCAGGACCAGCUGAAGAUGCACCUGAAGGUCCACACGGGAGAGAGGCCAUUCGCCAGUACGCACUGCGGGAAGAGGUUAUCAGAGAGGAGCUACCUCAGGAUGCACCAGCAGAAAAAACAUUCCACUCUUUAACAUAAAAAGUAACCAUUCCCAUGGAUAGCUUCUGACAUUUAGAUCAAACCCGGCAUUAAAGACAAAUAUACAUUUUCAUCGUUGUCAGCUGAAAAUACCCAUGGAUGCACAGAUGACCAAUAGAUUUCAGUCUUGAAUAUUCCUGGAUAGAAUAUUUCAUCCAAACAUAUAAGGCAUAUCUACACUACCUUUCAAAAGUUUGGGGUCACUUAGAAAUGUCCUUGUUUUUGAUAGAAAAGCAAAAAAAAGAUUGUCCAUGAAAAUAACAUCAUAUUGGUCAGAAAUACAGUGUAGACAUUGUUAAUGUUGACUAUUGUAGAUAGAAACGGCAGAUUUCUUUUUAAUGGAAUAUCUACAUAGGUGUACAGAGGCCCAUUAUUAGCAAUCAUCACUCCUGUGUUCCAAUGACGCAUUGUGUUAGCUAAUCCAAGUUUAUCCUUUUCCAAGUUUAUCCUAAUUU